Molecule: messenger RNA, 2239 nt
Organism: Trichomycterus rosablanca
Lineage: Eukaryota; Metazoa; Chordata; Actinopteri; Siluriformes; Trichomycteridae
Product: rac GTPase-activating protein 1
Exons: 16
Coding region: 1-1962 (653 amino acids)
Biological process (GO): mitotic spindle midzone assembly; mitotic cytokinesis; Rho protein signal transduction
Cellular component (GO): spindle midzone; midbody; centralspindlin complex
Molecular function (GO): GTPase activator activity
Source: RefSeq, a predicted model, not a curated record
AUGGGUGAAGAAUUUAUCCGUGAGCUGCUCAACCUUUACCUGCACCGUAUCUCUCUGGAACACAACACACACUCUGAAUUAGAGUUUAUUGAGAUUGUAAGAAACUUCGAGCUGGUCAGGAAGAAAUGGCUCCAAGCAGAAGUGGAACUAAAGAAAUACAAAGAGCUGCUGGUGAAAUCGGACGUGACUCGAGCCGCUCUGGAGGUCAAACUGAAACACGCCCGAAAUCAGGUGGACGUGGAGAUCAAGAAGCGUCACAAAGCUGAAGCCGACUAUCAGCACCUGGAGCGUCAGAUGCUGCUGAUGACGGAUAUUCUUGCUCAUGAUGGGAAAUCGAACGUCGGCCUUAAUGAUGAACAGAGAUCCAUACUGGCCAGCUUCCACCACAGAGGAGCUAACAUUACACAGCACAGGAGACAACGGUUAUCGGUGAUCGAUGAAUCGUCUUUCCUCUCUCACUCCGACAUCAGCUACGACAGAACCGAUGAUGAUCUGGAUCUGGAUGGAGUUUCUGUUGUGAAACCUCUGAAGUCGAGACCUCGAGAGAAACGACGUUCCUCAAUGGGACCAGUUGUUGGUCUGCCCAUUCAGAAACGUGGUCGACUCAGUGGACGCUCUGGAGAUCUGCUCACCUCACGCCAAGCUGAGAAGGAAGUUGAAGCGACCGUGGUUACAGCAUCGGUCACCACCCCAGAUACCGGAGGUCAGAUCCACAUGGUUAUUGAUAUUACACAGGAAGCACCAGAGCCAAUCAGAUCCCGAGCCGAUCUGCUCCCGUCUGUGAACGAGCAGACAUCAGUGUGGGUCUCUUCUGAAACCACCGAAGCUGAGAUACCAUCACUGAUGGAGGAGACGAGGGUGGAACCCACAGUUCCUCAAAUCUUCACUCCUCCUGUGGAUACGAACGUCCAGCAUGUCUUUCUGGCUAAAACUGUGAUCCGUCCUGAGACGUGCACCCCCUGUGGAAAGCGGAUCCGUUUUGGAAAGAUGGCGGUGAAGUGCAGGGACUGCCGUGCCGUUGCUCAUCCUGAGUGUAAACACCUGUGUGUGGAGAAAUGUUCAUCCAGUACACACGGACCAGUUCAACCCAACCACGACACGUUGGAGAGUUUCGCUCCCUCCGCUCAGCUCAGGAUCCCAUCUGUGAUCACGGAGUGUGUCAAAGAGAUCGAGAGACGUGGCCUGGAGGAGAAGGGUCUGUACCGUGUUCCAGGAGGUGAACGGAUGGUGAAGGAGUUGAGGGAACGUUAUCUCACUGCUAAAGGCCCUCUGAUGCUUUAUAAAGUGGGUGAAAUCCAUGUGGUGUGUGGACUUCUCAAAGACUUCCUGAGGAAACUCCGAGAACCCCUUGUCACCUUCAGACUUCACAAAACAUUCAUGGAGGCUGCAGAACUGGAAGAUGACGAUAACAGCUCAGCAAUAAUGUAUCAGGCAAUCGGAGAGCUUCCCCAGCUGAACCGAGAGACUCUUGCUUUCCUCAUACUGCAUCUACAGAGAGUUACUCAGAGUCCUAAGUGUCAGAUGAAUGAGAAUAACCUGGCUCGUAUUUUUGGACCCACCAUUGUCGGGCAUGGCAUGGCAGAGCCGUGUCCCCUCACCAUCAUGAAAGAUACCAACACACAACCCAAAGUGAUGUUACGACUCUUCUCCUUCCCUGCUAAUUACUGGAAAAGUCUCCUAAGUUCAAAAAAAGAACAACACAGCUCAAACACUUGUACCCAACCUAAGAGAGAUGAGCUCAUCUCAUCUGUGAUCCAGUCCAGCAUCAGCAGCACAAAUGCAACCACUGACCGAGACCGGAUGUUUAAACCCCUCACCUCUCCUGAGCUGAGUAAAUACAGCAGGACUCCAGGAGGCUCCUCUCUUAAAGGCAGGAUUAAGAACCUGGGCAGUGCCUUUAACAACCCCAGUAAACCCAAAACUGAACCUGCGAAAAAGAAGUUCUUCACUUCACCAAAGUGAAAGGAGGAGAACCUGCUCAAGUGUCUUAGCAGCUGUAUGAUUUUUACCUGUUCAGAAUUUUCUGGUGGUUUCAGGGCAGAAUGUAGUGACCCGGGUCAGUACUGUGACUGUCAGCACUUUAACAUACAUUAUACUGAAUAUUGUAUGACACUGUAUAAUAUAAAGGGUUUAUGUGUGUAAUAUAAAAAAUACUAGUGAAUCUAUAUUAAGUUUUGGAAUGAAUGGAAUAAUAAGUAAAAAAUAAAUGUUAACAUUAAUGAAAUUAAAUAAAGAAUGA